This is a messenger RNA of Archocentrus centrarchus (flier cichlid), 1345 nucleotides long. Its product is annotated as T-cell surface glycoprotein CD3 gamma chain. Gene Ontology annotation, biological process: positive thymic T cell selection; cell surface receptor signaling pathway. The record is from RefSeq and is a predicted model, not a curated record. Gene Ontology annotation, cellular component: alpha-beta T cell receptor complex; external side of plasma membrane. The transcript is spliced from 7 exons. Lineage: Eukaryota; Metazoa; Chordata; Actinopteri; Cichliformes; Cichlidae. Gene Ontology annotation, molecular function: transmembrane signaling receptor activity. The coding region runs from base 94 to 651 and encodes 185 amino acids.
ACAGACAGACCGCGGCACUUCGACAGACAGAGAGUGGAUGCUUGGCAGCCGAGACACGCAGCGCUUCAUUUCGUGAACUCAGAGGGGUGAACAAUGAAAAGCCACUCAGCUUUGCCCACCUGUUUGCUGCUGAUUUGGACCUUCGCAGUGUUUGUCAGCUGUAAGGACGAUCCACCCCAGAUAUUAGUGAGCGAGCUUGCUGAAGGAAUUAAACUGAUUUGUCCUACUGGCUAUUGGAUUGAUCAACAAAAUAUAACUGAACUACAAUUGUCAUACAGCGAUAGCAACACAAAUGAGUAUGAAUGCAUUAAGAAGCCGACUGAGUCCACGACUGAUUCCACAGCUGCUGACGUUCCAGAAUCACUGAAAAUCUUCGUGAAGUUUCGCACCUGUGACAACUGCAUAGAGCUUGAUGCAGCUUCCAUAUCAGGCAUGAUAAUAGGAGAUGUUGUGGCCACCAUUGUGGUAGGAGUGGGUAUCUAUCUCAUUGCUUCUCAUGCUCGGACCGGCCCUGUCACCUCUACCAAGAAGAGUAAAAGCUCCGACAGACAGCAUCUGGUUUCUGAAGGCAGAGGAACCAAUGACCAUUACCAGCCUCUGAGGAUGAGAGCUGGCCAGAGAGAUGUAUAUGAUGAACUCCAGAGAAACUAGACGGGAGGAAGCUCACAGAGGUCUGCAGCUGGAAGCUAAAGCUCCAUGAGUCCUCAUAUCUGAAACAUCUGCAGGAGGGAAAAAUCACCUGUUUCCAGUCUGACUUUGCCUUUGCCCAUCUCUAAUGAAAAGCUUCUUCUAGCUUUAUUUUCAUCAUUCUUGUAAGAUGAUGCUUUACACUCAGUGUUUCAGAUGUUGUCGUGAUCUAGAUAAAAAGUUGAAUUGUGAUGUUUUUCUUAUUAAGAACUGAGACUGUGUUUUCAUGCUGUUGCUAACUGUGCAAACUUGUCUAGUACUUUUCUUUAGUACAGUUUUAAGGUACCUGCUUUGUUAUACAAACGAUAUACUUCAGAGCGUAAUGCUGUGCUUUUUAGUACCCUAUAUUGUAACAUAUGAUAAUAUAAAUAAUUCUGUGACUGUAUGCUUUUGCAGAGAUUGUAGUGACUCUCUUGCUAAACUCGUGCAUUUGUAGUUUGAUCAUAGCUCAUUUGCCAAAAAAAAUUACACAAUAGAUAAAGUUAUAGAUUCAUUUGACUGAUGACUUUAUUGUUAUUAUUUGUAUUAUUUCUAAAUUUUAAUUGAAAUCCUUAUUAACAUUUUCAGAUUGUUAUUGUGAAGUAAAAAUCUUCUUUGUAAAUGUUAAAAAAAACACACAUAAAAAGGCUUAUAAAAUAAAUAAAGUGCUGUUAAACCA